Cydia amplana is the source of this 1999-nucleotide messenger RNA. RefSeq lists its product as uncharacterized. The record is from RefSeq and is a predicted model, not a curated record. Lineage: Eukaryota; Metazoa; Arthropoda; Insecta; Lepidoptera; Tortricidae. Gene Ontology annotation, cellular component: cytosol. Bases 90 to 1922 code for a protein of 610 amino acids. Gene Ontology annotation, molecular function: translation activator activity. The transcript has 8 exons. Gene Ontology annotation, biological process: regulation of translational initiation.
AUGGCAGUGAUACGUAUGACAACUGCAACUCCACUACACAGCUAGGAAAUAAUAACUUAUUAUUUGUUCAUAUACUUUAUUUGCACAUAAUGUCGACCCCGGGGCGCGGGCGCGGCUACUCGGGCCGCCACCAUCUGCGCUCCCCUCGGCCUGGCGACGACGAUUCGCGCGCCUUGGCUGAACUGAGCCCCAGAGCUACAGACAAGCCGGAGCCUAAACAGGAGAAAGAGAAGGAAGAUGUGGCAGACAAGGAGAGGAAGAGAGAGGAAGUGAAGUAUCAUGUGAGCGGAGAAGAUGAAACGGCUUUGAAAGAGCUGCUACAGAUUGAAGAGCCAUACACACCGCUUCUGACAUUGUUGGAACAAUUCUCGCCGGGCGAGGACGGUAUCGCGUUCAACAGGAAACUGAAACAUUUCGAGACUACAGUGUCCAGCUUAUGCCCCGAUGAGGCACACCUGCAACAAGCUUUCGGCACGUUCCGCGCGGCGGCGCUGCUGUCGGCAGUGACGUCACGCAAGCUGGCCGCCGUGGGCGCCUCCUUCACGCGGCAGUCGCGCCAGCAGCUGCUGCGCGGAGCCCUACUGAACGUCGUCAUGCAGGGGACCUUCUCUAAAUUGGACGUGCUAGAGAGAGCCAAUCCGCUGUUUCUCAUAAAUGCUGCUAACCUCAUGGGAGAUUAUUUCGCAGAAGCGCGCCUAUGCAACGGUAAUAAGGUCCACAUCCUGGCGGGACCACUUCUCCAAUACAUGAAGGCACUGCUCGCUAGUGAUGACAUUCGCGCGCACCGCAGUCUCGCUACACAGUUAAUGCAGAAUGGCAGAGAACUCCUAUCAGUCUUAUCUCAAGAGUUGGAUGAGCUGUCCAUUUCCAUCCGUCUCCGUCUCCUCGCCCCGCCUGCCUCCAGCAUCAUCUGGCUUCUGCUGUCCGCAGACCUCUGCCUCAACAAAUUCCUCCCUUUACCCAACACGCUACAACAGUUCUACGCUGCACACCUAGACCUGGCCUCCGAAGACAACUACAGCGAAGUCAGCUACGGAUCGUGGAAGAAAAGCCCGGAGAAAGACGACUAUAACCGGGCUGAUGUCAGCUCAGACUUAAGCGACAAAGUCUCACAGAACAUCUCUCAAAUUAGCCUCGACGGGGACGGAGAAAUGAAACCCAAACUCAGACCUAUAUUAGGCGCUGGCGCCGGACUUCUAAGACAAGAGCAAGCGCUAUCCGUCAGCCAAGAUAAUUUUGAGACCUGGACUAGCAAAAACAGUCUUAGCAAGAGAUACGAUUUGAACUCCUGGCGACAAGAAGAGGAAAAGAAAGAGGAGGAACCUGUGUUCAACCCUACCGUUCUACCCCCUAAUCUACAGAACUAUCCAGUCACUGUCCCAGAUUAUCCACCACCUAACGUACCCAACGUAAACAGAUUCAACAACUACAUGCAGGAAAACUAUCCCAACUACUUACAGCAAGGCGACGGAGCGUACAUACAAAACUCGUACACCGGGAACACCAACUUCAACUCCCAAGGAGAUGGCUUCGUUCAACAGUUCCCAAACGACCGACCAGCUCCGGAGAGAGUCAACAGCGAAAUACAAAAAGCAAGCGCUAAACGGCCCGUAGAAAACUGGAGGAAAGACAAAGACGCUGAAGAUCCUAACAGAAAUAGACCGAGGAACUGGACUCGGCAGCGCUCUAAAGAUAACUUAAGCGAUGAGAAGGAUCCAGAAAAAGAGGAGCGAUACCGGUCCAACUCUAGAAGUUCCCGAGACAAAGUCCCCGGGAGAUUCAGGCGCAACAGCACGGAUAACCCAGACGGAGCGGUGAGCGGUACAGGCAAGACUCCACCUAGAAGACAUGUCUCCGAUGUCCCGAGGAGUCAGAAAUAUUGGGACCACGACGAUAGAUGUGACAAGGACUAUAGCAGUUAGUGAAUUAAAUAUGAAAUAAUUAUAGUAAAAUUUUAAGUGACUAUGGAAUUCAUGUGGGUUUUGCGAAAGCCAAGAUU